Messenger RNA from Penicillium psychrosexuale, 675 nucleotides. RefSeq lists its product as uncharacterized. NCBI's taxonomy places the organism in Eukaryota, Fungi, Ascomycota, Eurotiomycetes, Eurotiales, Aspergillaceae. The transcript has 2 exons. The record is from RefSeq and is a predicted model, not a curated record. The coding region runs from base 1 to 675 and encodes 224 amino acids.
AUGCGAAAAGCAUUGUCACCAGACCCAGUUCUCUUUGACGACAGUCGCCGAACAUGGGCGAAUAGCGAGGGAACGACCCUCCUCGCAACGCUUGAGACUCUCACAAAGGCUAUGGAAGACAUCCAGGAAAAGGUAGAAAGCCAAGGAAAGGAAUCAAAGGAUCUCCAGCAAAAGUUGGAAAGCCAGGGAAAAGAGCUAGAAGAAGCUCAAAAGCAAUCAUCAAAUAUGAGCGGACGUUCGAUGCUUAUACCAUUGAGCCACACAAGGAGAUCUCAGCGGAACGCCGCCGCGCAUGGAGGAAGCAUCCUAGCCGACUACGAUGUGAUCCUCCACGAGGCUGGGCAGCAAAGCUCGAGGGUGGACCGGUGGAAGCCGGCGUUCGAAUCACAAUACGGUGUGUCCUGGGACUUUCUUAAUGCCCGUGGAGGACUUGACUUAGCUAGCAAAGAGCUAGUUCGAAUCUUCGAUUACCUUGCGAAUACUCGAUCGCUUGAGAAGUGGGAGGACUGGAAAAUUCUGUCUAACUCGAAAACGUCUACCAAGAAGUUCGAAGAUCGCGCCGAGAUAAUCGCAACCUGUAGUAACUGGAUCGCGAAGUGGGUUGGUGAAGCCAUGGACACCAACCCAACAAAACGUCAGAUGCAGAGACUCCGAAAGCUCUCUGACCAGGCGUAG